Messenger RNA from Larimichthys crocea (large yellow croaker), 1612 nucleotides. RefSeq names its product four and a half LIM domains 3b (gene fhl3b). The record is from RefSeq and is a predicted model, not a curated record. NCBI's taxonomy places the organism in Eukaryota, Metazoa, Chordata, Actinopteri, Sciaenidae. Gene Ontology annotation, molecular function: actin binding; transcription coregulator activity. The transcript is spliced from 7 exons. Gene Ontology annotation, cellular component: stress fiber; nucleus; Z disc. The coding region runs from base 262 to 1101 and encodes 279 amino acids. Gene Ontology annotation, biological process: actin cytoskeleton organization.
GAAAGCUUUGGUUUUACGCACCAGACACAGACGCUUCAGUCAGUGGAAAGCCGUCAGUUCUGAGCUCGCAGGAGUCCACGAGGAGGAUUUAAUGAUCUGUCAUAUUACACUGCAGAGCAGAGCAGCUGACAAACUGCAGAGAUCCUCCAAAGACGAACAGAAACUGCUGUGAGCAUCUCCAGGGCCGACUGCUGCGCACGCAGAGUUUCGACCCCGCCUAUCCCUCAUCGUCCCUGCCCAGGUCAGCCAGAAAAAGACAUCAUGAGUGACCGCUUCAACUGCAAAAACUGCAACGAGCCCCUGUGUGGACGCAAAUACAUCCAGGUGGAGGACAGCCCUCACUGCAUCCCCUGCUAUGACCGCCUGCACGCCAACACCUGCCAGGAAUGUAAAGAAAUCAUCGGCCAUAAUGCCAAGGAGCUCUUCUAUGAGGACAGACAUUACCAUGAGCACUGUUUCCGCUGUUUCCGCUGCGACCGCUCUCUGGCCGACGAGCCCUUUACCAGCCAGGCUGACGCGCUCGUGUGCAGCGACUGCUACUGCAACGAGUUCUCCUCCAAGUGUGCGGCCUGCGACAAGACAGUCAUGCCUGGAUCCAGGAUGUUGGAGUACGGUGGCUCUGCAUGGCAUGAGGACUGUUUUGUGUGUCACAGCUGUGAGAAGCCAAUCGGUGCCGAGGCCUUCAUCCCAGACAAAAACAACUACUACUGUGUGCCCUGCUAUGAGGGCAGGUUUGCUCCUCAGUGCAGCCACUGCAAAAAGGCUCUCACCAAAGGAGGGGUGACCUAUAGGGACGAGGUGUGGCACAAAGAGUGUUUUCUCUGCACAGGCUGCAAAGUUCCCCUGGCUGGCCAACCCUUCACCUCGCAGGGGGAGAGUCCAUACUGUGUCAAGUGUUUCAGCAGCCUGUAUGCCAAAAAGUGUGCUGGCUGCAACACGGCCAUCACAGGGUUUGGAGACGGGAAGUAUGUUUCUUUUGAGGACCGGCAGUGGCACCAGCCGUGCUUUAAGUGUUCACGCUGCUCUGUGUCGCUGGUGGGCUCCGGAUUCUUCCCCGACCGCAACCAGAUUCUGUGUACAGACUGCAACAAUGACGACUGACCAUCACUAACUCCACCUGCAACACCUGCACCUGCUGCAGCUAAUAUCAAACACUGCUGACACCAGUGGAAAACUCCUAAACCUCAGCCUUGCACAUGAACACUGCAAUAUUACUAGUUUACUCACAGUGUAAAGCUGAUAGAAAGCUCAGUAUUUACAACUCAAAACUCUUGUCAGCUUUUAGAACAUUGGAUUGUAUGUAUGAAUUCUGUUUCUCGAUUUGAUAUGUUUUGCACAUCAAAGAUAAAAUAGAUAUACAUUUAAAUUAAAUGCACCAUUUUAUAACUCUUUUUUUCAUGAAUGGUAGAACCAAAAUUUGAAUGUCAUGACCUCUGCUUGGCAAACAUAUUUCUACUUUUUCAAAAAUAUCCUGCUAUUGAAGCUGUACCUCUUCUUCCACUACUUCCUGUGUGUAAACUCUGCUGAAAAUGAACUGUUGAAAAAACAUAUAUUUAGCAUACAUGCAAUAAAAAUGUCAUAAAACAAAAGGUGGUGUAUAAAUGGAUUAAUA